Messenger RNA from Dipodomys spectabilis (banner-tailed kangaroo rat), 6359 nucleotides. RefSeq names its product neuregulin 1 (gene Nrg1). Gene Ontology annotation, biological process: cell differentiation; nervous system development; animal organ development. Lineage: Eukaryota; Metazoa; Chordata; Mammalia; Rodentia; Heteromyidae. Gene Ontology annotation, molecular function: chemorepellent activity; protein tyrosine kinase activator activity. The transcript is spliced from 9 exons. The record is from RefSeq and is a predicted model, not a curated record. The coding region runs from base 646 to 2748 and encodes 700 amino acids.
ACUGUUUGCAGAGAUGCUCGGAGGACAGGCACCUGCUGCUCUGUAAUGAUUCAGCCUCUUUCAGCCAGCGCUAUCACACAACAGGAUGCUGUUGCUACUGUCUCUGCUGCCUCUCCUGCCUCCGCCGCUGCUCCCGCCGCCGCCGCCGCCGCUGGUCCUGCUUUUGCUUUUACUUCUUCUGCAUGACAGUUGUUUUCUUCAUCUCAGCAGACACCAGCUUCAGAUGCUUGAGGUGAGCAACAUGCCCUUCAGCUUGGGCUACUGGUUUACUUAAUUAACCAGCCAUCCGCUCCGAUUCUAGUUUAGCUCCCACCCUGCUUGUCUUCUUAACCAACCGGGAUGGUUUGGAGCAGCAUUUAAAAGAACUGGAAAAAAAAAAAGUGGCCCAGAAAGAACAACUAAAGAAUUAUUACGAUCUACUUUGAUUUUGUAGUUGCUCGAAGCUUUCUCUUGCUUUUCUUUUCUGUUUUUCUUUCUUUCUUUCUCUCUUCUUCUUCCUCCUGGACUCCUCUUGCUUUUUUGAUAAUGGCCUUGGACUUGGCGGACUUAUCGAUUUCCCCCUGUAAGAUGCUGUAUCAUUUGGUUGGGGGGAGCUCUGCAUGGUAAUGGACUGCCAGAGAGGCCAGACCUUCUGGAGGUGAGCCGAUGGAGAUUUAUUCCCCAGACAUGUCUGAGGUAGAUGGCCAGAGGUCCUCCAGUCCCUCCAUUCAGCUAAGUGAAGACCCAUCUCUUGAUGGGCUUCCGGCAGCUGAAGACAUGCCAGAGACCCAGACAGAAGAUGGGAGAAGCUCUGGACUCGUGGGCCUGGCUGGGCCCUGCUGUGUGUGCCUGGAAGCGGAGCGCCUGAGAGGUUGCCUCAACUCAGAGAAGAUCUGCAUUGUCCCCAUUCUGGCUUGCCUCGUCAGCCUCUGCCUCUGCAUUGCUGGCCUCAAGUGGGUGUUUGUGGACAAGAUAUUUGAGUAUGACUCUCCUACUCACCUUGACCCUGGAGGGUUAGGCCAGGACCCUGUGACUGCUCGGGAUCCAACUGCUUCCUCAGCGGUGUGGGUAUCAUCUGAGACGUACACUUCACCUGUCUCUAGGGUUCAAUCUGAAACUGAGGUUCAAGUUACACUGCAAGUUGACAAUACUGCUGUAUCCUCUGAAUCUGCAGCAGCACCAACCCUCAAGCAUCGCAUUUUUGCCUUUUCUUUCCGGCCUUCUACUUCACCUUUCUUCCCUUCAGCCACUCGGAACCCUGAGGUGAGAACACCCAAGUCAGCAACUCAGCCACAAACAACAGAAACUAAUCUCCAAACUGCUCCUAAACUUUCUACAUCUACAUCUACCACUGGUACAAGUCAUCUUGUCAAGUGCGCAGAGAAGGAGAAAACUUUCUGUGUGAAUGGAGGCGAGUGCUUCAUGGUGAAAGACCUUUCCAACCCUUCAAGAUAUUUGUGCAAGUGCCCAAAUGAGUUUACUGGUGAUCGCUGCCAAAACUACGUAAUGGCCAGCUUCUACAAGCAUCUUGGGAUUGAAUUUAUGGAAGCGGAGGAGCUCUACCAGAAGAGAGUGCUGACAAUAACUGGCAUCUGCAUUGCCCUGCUGGUGGUCGGCAUCAUGUGUGUGGUGGCCUACUGCAAAACCAAGAAACAGCGGAAAAAGCUUCACGACCGGCUUCGGCAAAGUCUUCGAUCUGAACGGAACAAUAUGGUGAACAUAGCCAAUGGGCCUCACCACCCAAAUCCUCCCCCUGAGAACGUCCAACUGGUGAAUCAAUAUGUAUCUAAGAACGUCAUCUCCAGUGAGCAUAUCGUUGAGAGAGAAGCAGAGACAUCUUUUUCCACCAGUCACUAUACCUCAACAGCCCAUCACUCUACUACUGUCACUCAGACUCCUAGUCACAGCUGGAGCAAUGGACACACAGAAAGCAUCCUUUCGGGGAGCCACUCUGUAAUCAUGAUGUCAUCAGUAGAAAACAGUAGGCACAGCAGCCCUUCUGGGGGUCCAAGAGGACGUCUUAAUGGCUUGGGAGGCCCUCGAGAAUGUAACAGCUUCCUCAGGCAUGCCAGAGAAACCCCUGACUCCUACCGAGACUCUCCUCAUAGUGAAAGGUAUGUGUCAGCCAUGACCACCCCGGCUCGUAUGUCACCAGUAGAUUUCCACACGCCAAGCUCCCCCAAAUCGCCCCCUUCGGAAAUGUCUCCGCCUGUGUCCAGCAUGACGGUAUCCAUGCCUUCCAUGGCAGUGAGCCCCUUCAUAGAAGAAGAGAGACCUCUGCUUCUUGUGACGCCACCAAGGCUGCGGGAGAAGAAGUAUGAUCACCACCCUCCACAAUUCAACUCUUUCCAUCACAACCCUGUGCAUGAGAGUAGCAGCCUCCCCCCUAGCCCCUUGAGGAUAGUGGAGGAUGAGGAGUAUGAAACAACCCAGGAGUAUGAGCCAGCUCAAGAGCCUGUUAAGAAACUCACCAACAGCCGGAGGGCCAAAAGAACCAAGCCCAAUGGCCACAUUGCCAACAGGUUGGAAAUGGACAGCAACACAAGCUCUGAGAGCAGUAACUCAGAGAGUGAAACAGAAGAUGAAAGAGUAGGUGAAGAUACACCUUUCCUGGGCAUACAGAACCCCCUGGCAGCCAGUGUUGAAGUGACACCUGCCUUUCGCCUGACUGACAACAGGACUAACCCAGCAGGCCGCUUCUCCACCCAGGAAGAAUUACAGGCCAGGCUGUCUAGUGUCAUUGCUAACCAAGACCCUAUCGCUGUAUAAAACCCAAAUAAACACAUAGAUUCACCUGUAAAACUUUAUUUUAUAUAAUAAAGUAUUCCACCUUAAAUUAAACAAUUUAUUUUAUUUUAGCAGUUCUGCAAAUAGAAAACAGGAAAAAAAACUUUUAUAAAUUAAAUAUAUGUAUGUAAAAAAAUGUGUUAUGUGCCAUAUGUAGCAAUUUUUUACAGUAUUUCAAAAUGAGAAAGAUAUCAAUGGUGCCUUUAUGUUAUGUCAUGUCCAGAGCAAGUUUUGUACAGUUACAGUGAUUGCUUUUCCACAGUAUUUCAGCAAAACCUUCCAGAUAUUCAGUUUUUGCUGGCUUCUUGUGCAUUGCAUUCUAAUGUGGACUGGAUGUAUGAUUUGCAAGACUUGCAACUGUCUGUCUGUUUGCUUGUAGCAGCACCCCAAGCAGUACAUCUUGUAAUGGCACAUCCAUCCAAGUAAUCUUCUCUUUUGUAUGAAGUUUUCUUUGCUUUUUGAAUAUGAAAUGAGUUCUGUCGACUCUGUCAGCCAAAGGUUUGCUUCACUGGGCUCUGAGAUAAUAGUAGAUCCAACAGCAUGCUACUAUUAAAUACAGCAGGAAACUGCAUUAAGUAAUGUUAAAUAUUAGGAAGAAAGUAAUACUGUGAUUUUUUAAAAAAACUGUAUUAUUAUUCAGAAGAUAGCUUGCUCUUGCUAAAAGGAGCUACCACUGACUUUAUUUUAACUUAUUUUUUUUUCCUUGAAAAAGAACAACCAUUUUAGGGAUAGCUUAGAAAAUGGGUUCUGGCUUGCUAUCAGGGUAAAUCUAACAGCUUCGAUAGAAGAGGACUCAAUUCCACUUUCUCUCUAAGAAAAUGAUUUAGCAGCUCAUCUAGUUGAACAGCAAACCACAACCGAUAAAGGUGCAGUCAUUUCUGAUGUUUUGUUUUUUUUUUUUUCUUCACCGAUUUGGGAGCUAUUGAUUGGCUUUGUCUUCUCAGCUCUGGAAGAAGCAGAUCAUGGCACAACAAAAAAAAAAAUCCAGCCCAAAUAGCACACUCACCAACCUGUCUCCAACACUUGUAUACUGAAAAGUGUCUGUUGUACACGGCAAUGGCUUGUCACCAUAGGAAAAUGUUCCUAUUGUAGCAUGUUUAGAAGGGGGAGGGGGAAAUGUGUAGAAGACACAGAUAGAGAGUGGUUUGUGACUUGGUUGACAUUUUAAAGUAUGGUUGACUUCUCCUUUCUGCCCCUUCUGUGUCUCUUGCCUUUCAACGUUGCCCUGAUUGAGUUGUAACUAUGCACGAACACUUCUUGUCAGAAUUGGCCACUGUGCAUGUGAUUUGUGAUGAGCAAGAACCUUCCCCGGUGGUAAUUCACUAGGAAUGGCAAUAGUGUUGGAAAAAAUUGCACCUUUACUUGCAGAAGUAGCCCCUACCUCUGGACUGACGCCUCCAGUGACAGCCUAUACCACCCAUUUUCCUCUCUCUUCAUUUUUGCCUUACCGCUACAAAAGCAGGACUAAGACUAGGCUGCACUUGGCAUGUUCUCUUGUGACUGCAAAUCCAGUGAAGGCCUACAGAUAUUGAUAUUUGAACUCACUGCUCAUGCAGGAAAAUAAGAAAAGUAGCCCUAAACCAUGCAAAUCCUCUUUCGAUUCCCUGACUGGUGUCUGCCAAAUCAGGUCUGGAGCUUUGCUUAUGCUCACAUGGCUUCCUAGGAUCUAUGGAGCAACAUGGAAAACCAGUUAGCAGAGGGUUCACGAAGUCAAUGACAAUCGAUGUGUCUUGUUCACAAGUGAACUGAAUCUCUUUCUUCCACCAAAUCCUAUGCUACAGAGGAGAGGGAAGAAACGACAUGCAAGUAGAUCUUAGAAACAAAACGUUGGCUGGGCAUAUGUUAAUGUCAUUAUACUCCUAUAUGUUCCUACCCUCUACAGAGAUGUUUGUUGGAAGGUCUUUGAAGUUAUACUUAAUGUUUGCUAUCCCAUACUUUUUGUCCCUUUUAUACACCCCACUUUCUCUGUGGUCAACAUUGACCUUGUUGCUUUUUUAACCUACACAGAGGCGUCCCCUCAAGUUGUACUGAUUUCCCAAUUCCAGAGAAAUGAGACCGCUCCUGGAAGGAAAAUAAUUCAGCUUCAAAGAAGUUCUCCAAAUUAUUUUUAAUAUCGCCUUUGAAUAUCUUGGCUCUUUCUUCAAUAUUUUCAUAAAGCAAUUUCUAUUGUUAUUUUCAAGACCCUUAAACAUCUUGUUCCAAACUCCUUGGGCAGCAGGGUAUGCAAAUGUCCUCUUUGGAAAAAUAAAUAAAAUCUUCUGAUUAAAAAAAAAUGAGCAUGAGCAGCCUUUCCCUCAGUAUAAGCAUUGCUGCAAAUGCUAAUAUUUCAGAUAUAUGAAAUUUUAUUUUCAGCCUGAUUCUGGUCACUCAGAAAAGUGGCAUGUUAGUUAAGACACCUUUUUCCCCUAUGGAGCAAGAAAUUCCUUUGAUAAGAAAAACCAGUUGGCUGUUCAAAGCUACUUACUUCAGCCCCCAGAUUUAUGUUCACAGGGACAUUGCAGGGGGGUGGCUUUAAUGCCACCUCACUCUCAGUCAUCACUGUUUAUAAAUUCAGGCAGUGCCUUGGUAGCCCAAAGGAAUAGAAAACCUAUGUUCCUGGCAUACAGAAAGCUGUCUUGGGUUUUAAGGCCAUGGAAAUUACCCAGAAGCUUGACAGCAACUUGUUAUUCUGGGUCUGAAAUCAUAUUCCCCCAAAGGGUAUGAAGUGAAGCAGAGAAUGUACAUAAUGUCCUUUUUUUCUCAUGCAACAUUCAUUUUCUUUUCUGUUUUCCCUCUUUUUCUUUCUUUCCCAACAGUGCCUGGUGGACAGCCUUCAGAUUUAUACAAACUGGUCCUCUGUGUAGGAAAAUGUGUCCCAACUAGCUAUCUGCUAUAUUCUUCUUGUUCAUUCUGACUGUCUUUAUAUAGGUGGAGUUGAUCCAGGGUAACUUGCUCCGAAUUUCCUUUUCUUUUCUUUUCACUUUUGGCCUGAGGAUAUAGGGCACAUGGCUCAUAUUGACAAAAAUAUGGAAGGUCUUUUAGUGCUGGCUGCAUUCCACCAGCUACAGAGAUUUCUGUUUUCAAAGAUCCAUUAAACACUGUACAGAAAUGCAGAUAAAAAGGAAAUGGCCACAUAUCACAAGUUUUAUUUCAUAUUCUUUUGUAAAUACAUAUUGUACAUUGCUUGGAUUUUUUUAAAUCAUUUUCUGUCUUUAUGAGUUAAUGUCAGUUUUUACUCUCUCAACUGUGUAACAUUGUAAAUAACAUAAUGUCCUUUAUUAUUUAUAUUUAAGCAUCUAACAUAGAGAGUAUUGUUUUCAUAUAAGUUUAAGAUAAAUGUUAAAAAUAUAUGUUUUUUCCUUUGCUUUAAAAUUAUGUACCUUUUUCUUUUCUUUUUUUUUUUUGUUUGUUUGAAAAGAAUAAUUUAUUGUUCAGGAGAAAGAAUGUAUAUGUAAUUGAAACUAUUUGAAGAAUGCACAUUUGAAGGCCGUGAGGUACUGAUAAACUAAAGAAUUUAUUAUCCAAAAUACUAAGCAAUAAGUAAUUGUGAUUUAUUUAAAGUUUUGUUCAUUUUCCCAAGAAAGUCAUACUGCAAUAAAAAAACAAAUGCGAUC